AUGGCAAAACAAAUAUUCUUACUAGACGACCCUAAAGCUGGCAAUGGUUGGAAAGUUGUUCAGAAGAUUGAUCGAAGAGGGCUAUAUGAUAUUCCGGAACUAAAUCAAGAUAACAACGACGACAACAUCGCUGACCAACAGUUAUCAUUAGCUGGAGUUCCCGAAUUCGAAAUACCAAUAGAGUCAAUUUCAAUUGACCUUGGUGAUCUACCACGAUACAAUGCACCGGAAGAGGCAAAUGAAGAUGAGGAUGAAUGGAAAUCCGAAAAUGAUAGUAGUGAGGAUAACGAGAGGACUUUCCACACUCUCCUCCUAAAGUUGGUAAGAAUUAUCUUGUAUCUUUUCCGUAGUUAUCUCUCUGUGCCACCCAAUCUACGAAUUCAUGUGCUACAUGAUUUGUUUUCCUUUGGAUGUUAUGCUUGUGUUGCAGGUGAUGAUUUUUGGUUCCAGGAUCCAAACGGAGAUCCGAUGGGAGUUUAUUGGUUACAAGGUGUUCAUAUGAUCCAUUGUGCCUACAACAGCAUGUGGAUGGGUCAGAUCAUACAUCCCGAUUGGGAUAUGUUCCAAUCAGACCAUCUGUGUGCCAAAUUUCAUGCAGGAUCUAGAGUUAUCUGUGGAGGUCUGGUGUAUGUAAGUGACUCAGUCUCUGGCCAUGAUUUUGAUCUCAUUAAGAAGCUUGUUUACCCGGAUGGUACCAUUCCCAAGUGCCAGCAUUUUGCCCUCCCCACUAGGGACUGCCUCUUCAAAAACCCUUUAUUUGACAACAAAACUGUUCUUAAAAUUUGGAACUUCAACAAGUAUGGUGGUGUGAUUAGAGCUUUCAACUGCCAAGGGGCUGGUUGGGACCCCAAAGAGCAAAGGAUCAGAGGAUACUCAGAGUGCUAUAACCCGAAAUCUUGUUCACUGCAUGUUUCCGAAAUUGAAUGGGACCAAAAGAUAGAAGCAACACAUAUGGGCAAGGCUGAAGAGUACGUAGUCUAUCUCAACCAGGCUGAUGAACUCCGCCUAAUGACCCUGAAAUGUGAUGCAAUUCAAGUUAUUAUCCAGCCAUCUUCGUUCGAGCUUUUCAGCUUCGUGCCAAUUAAAAAGCUCGGACACAACAUCAAAUUUGCACCAAUUGGACUUACAAACAUGUUCAACAGUGGAGGUGCCCUCCAAGAGUUGGAGUACAAGAGUAGUGCGGCUGAGGUUAGUGCCAUGGUGAAGGUCAAAGGUGGAGGCAAUUUCUUGGCCUACUCAAGUGAGUCUCCAAAGAAAUGUUAUUUGAAUGGUGCUGAAGUGGCUUUCGAGUGGUCGGCCGAGGGUAAACUGGCUCUGAACCUUGCGUGGGUUGAAGAAGCUGCUGGCAUUUCUGAUGUGGUUUUUCCUUUUUUGAUAAUUAAUUAGUUUCUAAUUAACAUUGCUUAGGGUCUAAGAGUGCGACAAAUUUGUAUAAGAAACAAUGUAUUUAUUUGGUCCUGUAUUCUGUGUACUUAAUCCAAACUUCGUAAAGAUUUUAUUACUGCUUU
Molecule: messenger RNA, 1508 nt
Organism: Pyrus x bretschneideri (Chinese white pear)
Lineage: Eukaryota; Viridiplantae; Streptophyta; Magnoliopsida; Rosales; Rosaceae
Product: stachyose synthase-like
Exons: 6
Coding region: 1-1386 (461 amino acids)
Source: RefSeq, a predicted model, not a curated record